UAUCUAACGCCCCGGGGGCGCUCAUUAGCUUUUGCCUAAAUAAUUUAAUAAAAACAAGAUAUUGUUUUGGAACCAAAUAAAUGAUAGACCCUUUUAUGCCCCUAUUUAUUGGCACACGCUUCACUUCCCCUCCUAAAUUACAAAAAACAAGGAAAAAAAAACUGACCAACUUCCUUCUUUCUUCUUCAAAUUCCCCUAUAUUUUUCCACUAAAUUAAUUUCAUUCUUUUUUAUGAAGAAAAAAACCUUGAUAAUAAUGGAAAAAAAGAGACAAGUAAUGCUAGUGUUAUUCAUACUAUAUUUUGGUAUAGGAAUUAGCCAUAAACUAAGAGAUGAAGAAGAAGCAGAUCGUAUAAUAUCACUUCCUGGUCAACCUAAAGUAACAUUUCAGCAAUUUUCAGGUUAUGUAACGGUUAAUCAUGUUGCUGGAAGAUCCCUCUUUUAUUGGCUCACUGAAGCUGUUUCCAACCCUCUUUCUAAGCCCUUAGUCAUUUGGCUCAACGGAGGGCCAGGAUGUUCGUCAGUGGCGUACGGUGCAUCGGAAGAGAUAGGGCCAUUUAAGAUAAAUAAGACAUCAUCAGGAUUGUACAUGAACAAAUUCUCUUGGAAUUUGGAUGCAAACCUUCUAUUCCUUGAAACUCCUGCUGGUGUUGGCUUCUCUUACUCCAAUACGUCGUCUGAUCUCUAUGAUACUGGUGACCGUCGCACUGCCAGGGACUCCUUGGUAUUCUUGGUCCAUUGGAUGAACCGGUUCCCACGCUACAAGCAUCGAGAAAUAUACAUAACCGGUGAGAGCUAUGCUGGACAUUACGUCCCUCAGUUGGCCAGGGAAAUUUUAAGCUACAAUUCAAUUUCCAAGCAUCCCCUAAAUCUCAAAGGAAUAAUGGUUGGAAAUGCUGUUACAGACAACUACUACGACAACUUAGGGACUGUGACAUAUUGGUGGAGUCACGCCAUGAUCUCUGAUAAAACGUUUCAUCAAUUAGUUAACACUUGUGAUUUUCACUGGGCAAAGAACUCUGACGAAUGUGAAACACUGUAUUCUUAUGCCAUGGAUAAAGAAUUUGGCAAUAUCGAUCAGUACAACAUUUAUGCACCACCUUGCAAUAACUCUGAUGGCUCUGCUGCUGUUUCAACCCACAGGAGCAUGAAGUUGCCUCACCGUCCUCAUCAUAUUUUGAGAAAGUUAUCUGGGUAUGAUCCAUGUACCGAAAAGUAUGCUGAAAAAUACUACAACAGGCCAGACGUGCAGAAGGCUCUGCACGCUAAUACCACUAAAAUUCCGUAUAAGUGGACUGCCUGCAGCGAAACUUUGAAUAGGAACUGGAAUGACAGUGAGGCCUCGAUUCUUCCUGUUUAUCGCCAGCUGAUGGCAGCUGGUAUACGAAUCUGGGUAUUCAGUGGAGAUGUGGAUUCAGUGGUGCCAGUAACAGCUACUAGGUAUUCUCUUGCACAAUUGAAGAUGAAAGUUAAAAUUCCAUGGUAUCCUUGGUAUGUUAAGAAACAGGUUGGAGGAUGGACAGAGGUAUACGAGGGGCUAACAUUUGCGACAGUAAGAGGAGCAGGGCACGAAGUGCCGUUGUUCAAGCCAAGAGUGGCCCUUGAGCUAUUUAGAGCAUUUUUGAGAGACAAGCCUCUCAGUAAGUCUUGAUCUUAACAUGGUUUAGCAUCAGCAAUAUAUUAGAAAUUCAUUGUCACCAAAAGUGGUGGUAUGAUUUCGUGACACAAUCCUUUAUAACAAACAAGAAGAAAAUUAUUUGGAUAAUAACAUGUUGAUUUACAAAAAUUAAAUAGGGUGCAAUUAGAAAAGGCUUUAGCUCUUUUAAAGACUUCAAAAUUUCAAUUGGUUAAGUGUAUCAUUUAAAUUGGGGAUUUUUUCUUUGUUCUUGUGAUUGUGAUAGUGAUAGUGAUAGUGAUAGUGAUAGGUGGAUGAUGUAUGAAAUAUUUGGCUUGAGAAUUAGAAGCCUAAAAAACAUUUAUUUUUCCAAAUUAUAGCCCGUGUGCAGCUUAACACGAAGUAAAUUAUAUGAAGUGCUCCGUAAUGAAGUCUCGAGACA
This is a messenger RNA of Chenopodium quinoa (quinoa), 2056 nucleotides long. Its product is annotated as serine carboxypeptidase-like 25. Gene Ontology annotation, molecular function: serine-type carboxypeptidase activity. NCBI's taxonomy places the organism in Eukaryota, Viridiplantae, Streptophyta, Magnoliopsida, Caryophyllales, Amaranthaceae. The transcript has 8 exons. The record is from RefSeq and is a predicted model, not a curated record. Bases 232 to 1650 code for a protein of 472 amino acids. Gene Ontology annotation, cellular component: vacuole. Gene Ontology annotation, biological process: proteolysis.